Nematostella vectensis (starlet sea anemone) is the source of this 4103-nucleotide messenger RNA. Its product is annotated as protein DD3-3. The record is from RefSeq and is a predicted model, not a curated record. The transcript is spliced from 14 exons. Bases 199 to 2310 code for a protein of 703 amino acids. Lineage: Eukaryota; Metazoa; Cnidaria; Anthozoa; Actiniaria; Edwardsiidae.
GUCAUACAAUCAGACAGCUGCUCAUGUUUCGAGUAGAAAUGUGCUAUUCCCAAGAGUUUGAAUUGUCGCCUUAUAACCCUUUGUACUACCUGCUAAGGUGCUACUUCAGUCAAUAUUAAACUUUUUAGUCACGACUCGCGGUUCAUAGUCUAAUCGGCUUGACGGAGUUGAAGGACCUCCAGCAUAUUCUUUGCCGUGAUGUGGCGCUCUCCGCUACUGAUUCUGGUCGCUGUGUCUUCAGUAUUUUCAGAUAUCAACCUUCACAACCCAAGAGGGGGCAAUAACCGUCUCGACGAGCCGAACAGGGACAGAAGAAACGCUAACAGGUUGUUCGACUCUCAAAAUAACAAUCGUGGUGGACACAAUGUCGGCGGCCUGUACUAUUAUGGCGGUUCCAUCCUGCCCAUCCAGUGGGCUAACCAGCACACGUGCAUGGACAGGAACAACAAUUGCGAGCUCGUCAUCCAGUACAUGUGUGACAAGCUGGUGAGAGACGGCACUACUAUCACGACUAUUCCUGAUGAUCCAGCCAAUUGCUACAAAUUCGACUGUAACAAAGAUUUGAGGUACGGAAUGCACGAAGACUUCGACUACUACUCUCAAUGCAAAAAGCGCGAGCGCAACAAAGGGCUGUUUACCAUUGAUCAACCUCUUCGCGGUAACACGGCACGCUUCACUCGCCAGGACCGACAAGGGACUAGGUACGGGUAUGAGUGUCCCGAGGAGCGGGAUUACUACCCGUACUGGCACCCCACCCAGUGGAGGGAUAUUGCCAUUUUGACCAAUGACCCCAAGCGCUGUCUGAUGUACAAGGAGGAAAGCGAGAAUGUGCGCGGCCGCUGGUACUGCAAGGUCGAGGGGGACGUGGGAGACAGUAUCAUCCCCAACAACAAAGAAGCCUGUGAGGCUUUCCUCUACCCUGCGGAUGACGACAGUGACAGCGCCAUCAAGGGGAAAUGGACGUUCCAGGCCUCUCACGGUCUGCCCGCGCCAGACUGCAGGGAGAACCAGUGGUCACGUGAUAACCACCAAGGGAACACGUAUGGUGGUGAGUUCAUGACGUACAACUGGACUGUCCCGGAUAUUGACGAGGAGAACUGCGUCUUGCGAAUCAGGUACAACAUAUCAACGGGCGAGUACGAUGGGUGGGACCCUGACGUGAACUCCAAGCUCAAUGGUCGCGACAAAAUCAAUAUUGGUGCCGCUUACGGGCUGGACCGAACUAACGCCAGUAAGCGCGGCUACCUAUUCCACAAUGACCCAGAUGUAAGGAUAUUCCCAACGGUAACAAACUUCAUACUGAGAAUCCAGACCAACACAGACCAACAAGGCAGGACCUUUCAGGACAGGUCUCACAAGUUCAGCAUCCGAAAGCGCCCUGCAAGCAUCCCGGUGAAUAAACGCAUUUUCAACGUGAACGUGCGAGGCAAGCGCGGUAAUAUCGUCCAGGUCUAUCCGUCUGUCGAGUACGACUUCGUGCCCAACACUUUGACCAUGGCUGAGGGAGAAUACGUCCACUUCCAGUGGACUGGCUCCAACACUAAUGAUCGUAAUAACGCUGGCCAGGGUCUUGCAGGGACUGACAGGUCCAAUCUGCUUCUUCUCGCCGACUCCGUGUACCGAGAGGGGCGUGGUCAGCAACCCGGGACUCACGGGCAUUGGGGGCGUAACUACCCCGCGAACGUCAGCGAGGCUAAAUUCCUUGGAUUAAGCAGAGAGGACUUGGUCAAUCUCGCACUCAACAGACCAAAUCAGCUGCAUGGCGAGCUGUCUGAGCUAGAUGACGCCGGGACGUACUAUGACAUGGGACCUCGACAGGUAACCCAGUCCGGAACGUACCAAUACAUGUGCACCAGAAACAACGCCUUUACGAACAGGAGUCAGAAGGGUCGAAUCCUCGUGGGAAGACACGCCAAAUACGGCGAGAUCUUCGGGUGGAAUGGCGGCAAAAUUGACACUGGAGAGUUUUCAGUCCGCAUCUCUCCUGGGUUCUUUAACACCCUGACUUACGUGGAAGUCGAUAAAUACUCGACAUCAGACUUCGAGAGCUAUCUCAGCUCAAUCAAACGGGCAGCGCAAACCCCACCCGGAAGUGGAUACGCCAGCGAGUACUUCCGGUUAUCCCCUGAGGGGGAGAUGGGUUGUGACCAGGCCUCGGUUACCAUCGUGAUGGGUCUGAGUAAGAAUGUGGGUGUGAAGGUGUACUAUUCCACGGCUGAUACGAACUACGCCACGUGGAGCGUGGUUCCCGCCGAGAUUAGCAUCACACACGCAGUCAUCAAGACAAGACACGAAUCUUCGGAGUUCUGAGAAUCAAGAAAACACAGUACUGUACGAUAUAACAAGACUCUUCCUACUGAUGCAAGUUUAAUGUCUUCGAGGGUCUUGUUUCCUUGGCUCCUCCGGAUCAUAAGCAAUCAUAAGUCCGAAAUAGAAGCCGCACGUUACCGAAAACCUUACAAAAAAGUAAAUGAGAGGAUAUGCCCUAUCUGCACAACCGUUGAGGUGGACAUUUAUAUCAAUCGAAUGUCAGAAAAAUGACAUUUUCCUUAUUAAUCCACCGACAAAACUCAUGUCAUAUGUCAUGUCAUGUUAGCUGCUUUCAUGGUUUAUAUGUUAUCAGUUACCUUAUAUAAUGUUUAUAUAGGUUGUUCACCAUUUAAUCGGACAUCCGGAAUGAGAUCCCAGUUUUUCUGGAAUGCCAUAAUGGUAAGAAAAAGUCCCAUAUAUUCCAGAAUUUCCGGGGUGACUUAUUUAUCAUUUGCUACGUACCCAAAAAUUCUACUGUUAGGGUCCUUUUAGGUCAAAUAAUCUACGGAAAACUGCAAAUGGUACGCGAUUUUCCGGAAUUUCUGGGAUCCCAGAAAAUCCCCGGUGAAAAUGGACUACCUCUCAAGCAAUUCCAAAGUUUCCGGAAUGUUUCCAGUGGGAGUAUAUCUGUACCAUUUACAAAAUAACCAGAAGUACUGGAAUUUCCGAUUAAAUGGCAAAAACACAUAAUGAAGAGCAUGGGGACGAGAGCGCAGCGAAAGGGAAGCGCUGGAACAUUUCAAGGGGUGAGGGAAAGAACCCUAGGAUAUCCCCAAGGAUGACCUCAUAUGCGUACUUCGUUGUACUCACCUUAAAUGGCAGGCAACAUGUUUGUGGAUAUUUACAAUCGUUCUGCUUUAGGUUGGGAUCAUUUCCUUGUCCCUUACCGCGUCCCCAGUCCACGUAAUCUUCACCAUCGCAUUCCUUUUCCGUCUUACACUGAAACAUCAUAUCCUCAUACAUACAGUACGCUGUGUGGACAAAACCACCAAAUGCAUAACAGUAAAUCUCCGAGGAAACCUUAAUGAAAUUGUUGUAAAAGUUACUCUAGUCCUUGCUCUGGUUUCAGUGAAAUAAGGCAACAUCUUUUCCGAUGACAUAGAUAGAUCUGCGCUGCGAUUAUCCUUUUCCUGAAGCACACACUGCUUGGUCGUUACUUUGUUCCGUUAUGCCUCUGUCUUCCUAAACAGCGGCGUAGCUAGGACUUUUAACAGGAGGGGGCAUUUUCUCUUGUAUUUUAGAUAUGUCUCAUACAUUUACUGUAUUUUUGGCUGCUAAAAGGGGGGCCCGGGGCCCCUAUGUCACACCCCUGGCUACGCCCUUGCCAAAUACCGUGAAAAGGGUGGUUUACAAGGUUAUUCGCCGGCAAAUUCGAGAUGAACAAGCGCCUAGAGUUUCAGACGUUUCAGACUUGGUACUGACUAAUGUAUGCGUAAUCAAAUCGAAUCGGUCGCCAAGACAAUGGUUCUGUUUGAAAAACCAAAACCAUCCGUCCGAAAGUCCACCAGCUCACCCUUUCAAUACGUUAUGUGCAAUGGGCUGGUUGAAAACCAUCGAUUCUAGAACCAGCCACAGACCCACCGUGCCAAAACGACAAAACCAAUUGAAAGAUCGAUCAAUAUUAUAAACGGGUCAAUACUGUAGGGUCAAUGCUGAUAAUGAAAUUUCGUAGGAUUUUGUAAACUGGAUGAAUAUCAACUAACCUUUAUCUUUGCUACCAUCGUCGGUGGUGAUGAUGACAUUGGAAGAAUCGACUGGAUAAUGUGACAGCAAGGAAGACGCGAGAAAAACAA